GAGUCUAUCGCUGUGAGGUCACCACUAAGCUCACGAGGAGCAUUUUAUAAAAUCAAUUUUUACAUAAAUUUUAAGCGAACGCGAACGAAUCCUCCGCUCAAGCUCAAUUAAAUGCCAGUGCGAACUGGAUUUUGUGAGCGAUUCCGGUGAUAAGAUACUUCCGUGUUCCUUCAAAGGGUUGCUUUAGAGCACAAACCCGCGAUUUUCGACCGUGUGCGUUGAUUGAAAGCCGCAAAAGUGGAUACCGAAACAGUGAAAAUCGAGGAUUUGAUGGACUCUGAUCCUGAAAUCGAGUUCAUUGAAAAGGACAGCGGCAUGUCGUCGUUAGGCGGCAGCAAGGACGAGACGCCGGAGCGUCGGGCAGUGGCUGCCACCUCCAAUGAUCCGCAACGCGAGAACUACGAUGAUGUAAGUGGACCCUGUUUGUAAACACAGCACGAAAUCUAACCUCAAAGUUCGGGAGGGAGGCGCACAUUAAGGACAUUCUAGGUGUUUUCCAAAUGUAGCAAUAGUCUUGAGGAUCUCAAGUUUAUAAACAGCUUAUUUAGGUUCAUGAGUUUAUUUACAAAUUUAGCUUUGGCCUUUUGGCCAAGAAAUGAAUCAGCUGUUAGCCACAACGUGCACGCGAUAAAGGAGCCCGAUGAGACGGCAUCCGAGCGCUUCUGGGGACUAACCGAGAUGUUCCCGGAGCCAGUGAGGAAUGCAGUCGGCGCCGUGAGCAGCGCCACGGUGAAGAGCGUCAAGGGCUUCUACUCGUUCUCGUGCAACGCCAGCUGGAUAUUCUUCACCAGCGCGGUUAUCCUGUUCGCCCCGGUCAUCUUCGAGACGGAGCGCGCCCAGAUGGAGGAGCUGCACAAGUCGCAGCAGAAGCAGGUGCUUCUUGGACCCGGCAGUGCGAUGGGUCCUGGAGGGCCGUCGCCCAGCUUACCCUUGAUUCGUUAACCAUGAGAGACCCCCUACCACAUACGCAUAUUAGCUCUACGAUAACCGGCAUCGGAAAUCCGGAAAUUGCCACACGUUAGCUUAAGUUUGUCGAUACCAAUCAAUCCCAGUCGAAAUCGAGCGGUGCAGGACGUCCAGCGAUUCCCCCCAAUAAAGCAGCCACCCAUUAAAUGCCACUUCACAGCGCAGCAUUUACGCAUCCACACUCUAUGAACAUCCGGCCCCCAAAAAAAGGACGUCCUCAUCAAUCGAAACGAGCCGUUGCAAAACUUCAGAUAGGUGUUAGCAUUGCAGUUGGCGUACAGUGUAUAAACAAGCAACCACUGCGGUUUAAACCAAUUAAUAAAACUACGUUUAUUAAUAGUCAAAAU
Drosophila melanogaster (fruit fly) is the source of this 1313-nucleotide messenger RNA. It is a transcript of the gene mge, whose product is annotated as maggie. NCBI's taxonomy places the organism in Eukaryota, Metazoa, Arthropoda, Insecta, Diptera, Drosophilidae. The record is from RefSeq and is marked reviewed. Gene Ontology annotation, cellular component: mitochondrial outer membrane. Bases 271 to 429 code for a protein of 52 amino acids. Gene Ontology annotation, biological process: intracellular protein transport. The transcript has 3 exons.